AUAAGACAAACACGUGUUAGCUAUUGAAGAUUGAAACUUUGAUGUUGUAACUUGUUUGAUUGAAACUUUGAUGUUGUAAGGUAAAAGGUGCUACAAAGAAGUAUAAAUUGUUCUAGCUGCUGGUGAUUUCAGAGUCACACGUAGUGAAGACCUGAACCUGAAAAUUGAGAAGAAUGGAGGAGAUGAUAUUGCCAAAUCGAACUUGACAGAGAACAACGGAGAAAAAGAUGCCGUUAUGGGGAAUUCAAAAAUUGAUAAAAAGGAUAUUGCCGUGGACAAAACGGUACUUAAGAAGAAAGGAGAAAAUUUGAUUUUCAAGAAAUCGAUACUUGAGGAAAAGAAAGAAAAAGGUAUCGUCAAGACAAAAUCUGCAGUUAAUACAAUUUACUCUUCAUCUCCUGCAAGCAUCUUCAACACAACCAUGGGAUGGACAGUUAAAAUGUUUUGUGAAGACAUAAAUAAUAAGAAUAUUUGCAAGGAAGUGGAGAAGAAGCUGGAAAGUUCAUCAUACCCAAUCCACCUGCGGAUUCCGAGAAAUGUUGAUGAUGAUGAUGACGAUGACCUUGAUGAUUACAGUCUCUUUGCACCAUAUGAAUACUAUGCAGCCGAUAAAUCUGAGGAAGAUGAACAUUUGCCUUUUUUCAUACAAACCGUACGGCAUUACGAAUGGCCCAGACAAACUAAAAAUUACGAAAUAACAAGUUCAAGUGUCAGUCCUCACAAAUUUAAAAAAAGGGCUGAUCCUGAUCACCACCAUCUGAUGCAUCCAGAUUCGCAUGAUCAUCCUUCAGAGGAAGCACAAGAUGCAGAAGUAAAACAAAGUCUACGAUCAAGUUACGAUUCCUUUCAAAGUAUGUGUGGGCUACCAUCUCGCAUGAGAACUAAUGAAAUACUUUGCAAGAUAUAUCCUAGCUCUGUGAUCUGUAUUUCGUAUUGCGUUUUUGGGUACACAUUUCCAGACGGAAUAAAACGAACCUCAUCUUGUUCAUCGAGCGAUAAUAGAUGGUCAAAACCAUUCGAAGAAUGCGAACCGUUUGUUGAUUGCACUUUGGAACUCCAGACACCAGGAAGACUAAGUUGCGUAACGAACAAGUUGAAAGUUGGAACCAAGUGCGACAUAGAAUGUGAAAGUUACGAAGAUCGUGAGAAUACCCCAGUCCAAACUUACGAAUGUCUCAUCGAUGGCAGAUGGAUGCCAAAAGAGCCAUUUUGUGCAGUACCAGAAGGUAUAUCUCUGGUUGAUGCUCCUAUUAGAAAAGUACACAAAAACAUAAUUUACCCUAAAUAGACAACAGAAAUACCUAGUUGCAAACUCAGCAUUCUAAAUUUUAAAAACAGAUAUAUUAUUAGUUUGAUUUUUGUAUCUUAAGACAUUUAAUGUUUCAAUAAAUGAAUAAAAUAUGUAUUCAGAAGCAAUCUUUGUCUUCCAUGCAUAACUUUCUCUUUCAUACACACCAGAAGAAAAUAGUUUUGCAAUUUUAAGAAUAUUUUUACACAGUUUGAAGCAUUAAAAGACUUGAUUUUUAAGAAAUAGAUAUUUUAUGCAGAAUCAAAAUUUUUCUGUAGAAUGAAUUUAAAAAUUACAUUACAGAUAAAAAUCUAUUAUGGUAGUUAUUUUAAUUUAUUGUUAUGACACUAUUAAAUAACCAAUGAAUACACAGUCCCUUCAUGAUUAGAAAAAAAUUAGCAAGGAAUUGGAAUCUGUUUCUUAUAACCAAUAUUAGUGCAAAAGAAACAAAGUACUUUUACAAAUAACAAUUUGGAGAAAUAUCAUAAUCAACAACUAGAAUAAGCACUUUUUUUUCCAGCCCAAAGGAGCAUUAGCCCAGAAGGGCUAUUAGUCUCGAAAUGACAUUCUGGGUUUGUUCACCAUAAACGGUGUAUCACUUUUUAAAUUGUUGCCACCAAAUAUUAUUGCCCUGUACUACGUUUAAAGAAAUUAAAUAAUGAAAAUUCGGCAUGAAUGUUUCUUACACUGAGAAAACAACGGUACCUAGAGCCAUCAAAUUUUGAAUGACAUAAUCCUCCACGCAAAAUGGGCACCUGGAAGCCCAAAUUUUGAAUUUUGAGUUUGUUUUAUUAUCUAUUUCAUAUUUUGUAAA
Stegodyphus dumicola is the source of this 2102-nucleotide messenger RNA. RefSeq lists its product as uncharacterized. Lineage: Eukaryota; Metazoa; Arthropoda; Arachnida; Araneae; Eresidae. The record is from RefSeq and is a predicted model, not a curated record.